Messenger RNA from Phyllotreta striolata, 2124 nucleotides. Lineage: Eukaryota; Metazoa; Arthropoda; Insecta; Coleoptera; Chrysomelidae. The record is from the annotation of a GenBank genome assembly.
AUGUUGAUAAAUAUCAGCACUCAAGAUGAAACAGGCAAAACCACAGUUUUUUCGGUGGACAUUUCCAAAAAAGCCCUAGUCUGUGAAUUAAAGGCGAAAAUAGCUGAUAAAAUAAAAAUUAAAAGUUCCCGACAAAGGUUGAUUUACUUCGGUAAAAGUCUAGAAGAUUCCGUUGAAUUAGUAGAUUAUAAAAUCAUCCAUGGAGGUACGAUUAUUUUGUCCAUUAGACCGGAUAUACAAACCGAUGAUGAAUCGAAAUGUGACAAACAACCUGAGAACGAUGAAUUCGUCGAGGUAGAAAGCAAAUAUUACAAAAAAGGCGAUUUUGUGGACGUCUUACUAAGUGACACGGGAGCCUGGUACGAAGGAGUAAUACAGAAAAUAUCUAUAAACAACAAAGAAGCAUUCGAUGAAGAAAAAAUAUUAUUUAACGUAAUAAGUUCCGAACACAUUGUGCCUGCCUUCGACGUAGAGGUAUAUCCCAAAAACCUCAGACCCAGAUCUUACUAUAACUACAAACCUGAUGAAUUACAAAUAGAUUUAGUCGUAUUAGCAAACUAUAACCUGGAAGAUAAGAAAUCACGAGGGCUUUGGUACGAUUUCAAAAUUAACGAAUUAACGAGAACCAAAAUAACUGGUACGAUACACUUAGGUAACGAUGAAGCACCGAUAGAAGAUUGUUCGAUUGAAUUUAGAAACGAAUUGAUGAGAAUUGAAGAAGCUAAACCUUUGGCUGACUGUCCUCAAAAUGAAAAUAUCACUUAUGUCCCUAGGAAGUACCCGUACUACUGCGACAAAUGCCUCGACGAUAAAAAGAAAAAAUGCGACAAAUGCGGCUGCAAAGUCUGCAAAGGUAAAGAAAAUUACAAUAAAAUUUUAUUAUGCGACGAAUGUGAUGACGAAUAUCACACUUACUGUUUGGACCCUCCGUUGGAAAAUAUCCCAGACGAUGACUGGUACUGCCCGACGUGCAAAGUUGACCAAUCGGAGAUAAUGACAACAGGCGAAUUUAGGCUUACCAAGAGACAGGCCAAGAUGCCAAACAAACAGUCGACAUCGACCCGAGACUGGGGCAAAGGCAUGGCUUGCGCCGGAAGAAGUACCAUCUGUACCAUCGUACCGAAGAACCAUUUCGGACCCAUUCCUGGCAUCGAUGUCGGUACACGUUGGAUGUUUCGUGUCCAGGUAUCCGAAGCGGGGGUUCACCGGCCUUCAGUCAGCGGCAUUCACGGCGUAGCGAACGAGGGCGCUUUUUCGUUGGUCCUCAGCGGUGGCUACGAAGACGACGUCGACACCGGCUACGAGUUCCUCUACACGGGCAGCGGAGGGCGAGAUUUGUCCGGCAACAAACGCGUCAACGUGCAAAGCUGCGAUCAAACAUUGACCGGUUGCAACAAAGCGUUGGCGUUGAAUUGUCACGCAGCGUUUAACGAAAAAGGCGCCCACGCUGACGAUUGGACAAAAGGAAAACCCAUCAGGGUGGUCAGGAAUUACAAAGCUCGAAAGCAUUCCAAGUACGCGCCUUUGGAGGGAAAUAGGUACGAUGGUAUUUACAAAGUGGUUAAAUAUUACCCGGAAAAAGGUUUAUCAGGUUUUAUCGUUUGGAAGUAUUUGCUGAGAAGAGACGAUCCUGCGCCUGCGCCUUGGGAGAAAGCCGGACAAGAAUUGGAUAUGAUUUAUCCUCCUUUGUAUUUGGAAAAUCGAAGUGAGAAGAAAAAGGACGGUGGUGGCAAAAGGAAGAAACAAACUGAUCUUUUGAAGCACGUGAAGAAGGCCAAAUUGGAAUAUACGUUACCCGACGAAGUAAAAAAACUUAUAGAGAAAGACAAAUUGAAUAGUAAAUAUUGGAAUGAGUGUAGCACAUAUUUGACGAAGGGAAAAUCCGACUAUUUAGUGAAGGUUCAGGAAAUGUUUACAUGUAUUUGUUGUCAAGAUCUCGUUUUCGAUCCAGUAACGCUCGAAUGUACCCACAGUUUUUGCAAGGGAUGCAUGAAGAGGUCCUUCAAAUGCAAAUUGUUCUCGUGCCCUUGUUGUAGAGGAGAACUCGGCGAGAAUUAUAAAUUGGAAAUAAACGAAAACUUUAGUCAAGCGUUAAAAUUGUUAUUUCCUGGAUAUGGACCGUGA